CCUCUAACAUAGUAUAUUACUUACUCUAUGGGACGCUGCAUAUAAAUUAUUUCAUUGGACGUGAAAGUUUGUUAAAUGUCAUAGUUUGUCAUUUGUGUGUAUCAAAAGUAAAUGUAAACUUUGGUUUCCGUUGUCUUUUUGUAAUUGGUUUCACUGUCUGCUCAUUAAAUCAAUAUGAAGUUUAUAAUUCUGUUUUGUGCGGUUCUUUCCGUUUGCUUAGCCUACGAAAACUCCGACAUUGUAUCGGGAAGAAUUGAGAGCUGCAGAGGAUGUUCAUUAAACCGCUUGCCGCAAGUUAAACAAUUCGUUAUGGAUGAUGCUCCUAAAUACGACAGGCUAGAGGUUAAAUUCAUCUCCGGGGCACCACCUGAGCUAGUGCUGCUUGGAGAUGGAGAUCGGGAGCUAGAGCGCCUGCCCCUCUCACAGCUUAACCGCGAGGAAUGCAAUGAACUCCUGCAGGAGAGGGGUUUCACAAAGAAACCUUCCAAAUCUGAUUUAUAAGUACUUAACUACAAUGUACAUUCCUGUUACAUUUAGCUCAUAAGUAUAUUAGAUAUUAUUUGUGAACAAAAUACUUAAUAACAAUUUAAUGUGUAUAGUAAUGGUGUGUAUAAUAUAAAAUGCUUCCUGACAA
Molecule: messenger RNA, 634 nt
Organism: Manduca sexta (tobacco hornworm)
Lineage: Eukaryota; Metazoa; Arthropoda; Insecta; Lepidoptera; Sphingidae
Product: selenoprotein M
Exons: 2
Coding region: 175-501 (108 amino acids)
Cellular component (GO): endoplasmic reticulum lumen
Molecular function (GO): oxidoreductase activity
Source: RefSeq, a predicted model, not a curated record